Messenger RNA from Grosmannia clavigera kw1407, 2205 nucleotides. Its product is annotated as dead deah box DNA helicase. Gene Ontology annotation, molecular function: RNA helicase activity; ATP binding; RNA binding. Lineage: Eukaryota; Fungi; Ascomycota; Sordariomycetes; Ophiostomatales; Ophiostomataceae. The record is from RefSeq and is a predicted model, not a curated record. The coding region runs from base 1 to 2205 and encodes 734 amino acids. Gene Ontology annotation, cellular component: catalytic step 2 spliceosome. The transcript has a single exon. Gene Ontology annotation, biological process: mRNA splicing, via spliceosome.
AUGGAUCCGGACCUGCUCGACGACGACGAUGGAAUGGGCAUGCUGAACUCCAUAUCCAUAGGCAACAAAGACAAGAAGAAGAAGAAGAAGAAGGAAAAGACGGAGACGUCGACACUGACGCCAACAUCCGAGAUCGUGACUGCGCCAGCCACCGCUGAUGCAGCCAGCACGACGACGGCGGCCAAGACCAGUCUGUCGGCAGACCAGCAGCCGAAGUUCAAGUGGGUGCCUAAGAAAGAGAGGGAGCGGCUAGAACAGGAGAAGCUAGAGAAGGAGGAACGAGAGAAGCGGCUCAAAGAAGAACAGGAUGCAGCGCGUGCGCGAGAGUGGCGCAGGGAGCUGUCGGCGAUCAAGCGAGGCGACUUCGCCGACGGCAAGGGCAACAACCGAAAGCGCGACAGAGACGAGGAGAGGCGAACGCCGCAGGAGCAGGUGGAGUUUGAUCGGAUGCGGGAGCGCUACCUGGGACCAGACCGUUCGAAGAGCACGUUCACGGUGAAGAAGAAGCGGCGGCGUGGCGCGCAAGAGUUCAAGUUUGGCUGGGACGAUGAAGAGGACACGCGCAACCUUGCAGACGAAAAGGCACGGAUGGACGCCGACAAGCAAUACAUUCCGCGGCUGACGAGCAAGAACAUGUUCAACGUCGACCACCGGGAGGAGCAGUUCGAGAUGGAGGCGCUGAAGAACGCAAACUACGUCAGGAAGACGGACAAGGAGCAGGGCGAGGAGCGAGCACGACAGAUCAUGGACGACUACUACCGCAGCCGCGACUUCCGGAAUCGAUCGCUGCGGAACAUGAAGCACUGGUCGGAGAAGAAGCUAGACGAGAUGCGGGAGCGAGACUGGCGGAUCUUCAAGGAGGACUUUGGCAUCGCGACACGCGGCGGCUCGAUCCCGGAUCCGAUGCGAAAUUGGCGCGAGUCUCCACUGCCGCCAAGGCUGCUGGACGUGGUGGAAGCGGUUGGCUACACGGAGCCGACGCCGAUUCAGCGGGCGGCGAUCCCGAUCGCACUGCAGGGCCGCGAUCUGAUCGGCGUAGCCGUCACGGGUUCCGGCAAGACGGCGGCAUUCCUGCUGCCGCUGCUGGUGUACAUCAAGGAGCUGCCGCCGCUGGACGAGAUCUCGAAGAACGACGGGCCGUACGCGCUGAUCCUGGCGCCGACGCGAGAGCUGGCGCAGCAGAUCGAGAGCGAGGCGCGCAAGUUUGCCACGCCGUUCGGCUACACAGUCGUCAGCAUCGUGGGAGGACACUCGCUGGAGGAACAGGCUUACGCGCUGCGCAACGGGGCGGAGAUCGUGGUGGCGACGCCCGGUCGUCUGGUGGACUGCAUCGAGCGGCGGCUACUGGUGCUGUCACAGUGCUGCUACGUGAUCAUGGACGAGGCGGACCGGAUGAUCGACCUCGGGUUCGAAGACCCGCUGAACAAGAUCCUGGACGCGAUGCCGACGGCGAACGAGAAGCCAGACACGGACGAGGCAGAGGAUGCGCGGGCGAUGACGCAGUACCUGGGGGGCAAGAUCCGGUACCGCGAGACGAUGAUGUACACGGCGACGAUGCCGCCGGUGGUGGAGAAAAUUGCGAAGCGAUAUCUGCGACGGCCAGCGAUCGUGACGAUCGGCAACGUGGGCGAGGCGGUGGAAACGGUGGAGCAGCGGGUGGAGUUUGUGUCGGGCGAAGACCGGCGCAAGAAGCGGCUGCAGGAGAUUCUGCAGUCGGGGCAAUUUGCGGCGCCGAUCAUCGUGUUUGUCAACAUCAAGCGCAACUGCGAGAUGGUGGCCAAGGAUGUGCGGCAGAUGGGCUUCACAACGGUGACGCUGCACGGCAGCAAGACACAGGACCAGCGCGAAGCGGCGCUGCAGGCGCUUCGGCAGGGCAAGGCGGACGUGCUGGUGGCGACGGAUCUGGCGGGCCGCGGUAUCGACGUCGCGGACGUGUCGCUGGUGAUCAACUUCAACAUGGCCACAAGCGUGGAGCAGUACACGCACCGCAUCGGACGUACCGGCCGUGCCGGCAAGAGCGGCGUGGCCAUCACCUUCCUCGGCGGCGAAGACUCAGACGUGCUGUACGACCUGAAGCAGAUGAUCUCCAAGAGCUCCAUCUCCAAGGUGCCCGACGAGCUGCGGCGACACGAGGCGGCCCAGCAGAAGCCGACCAAGUCGGCCAAGAGCGAUUUUGCCGGCAAGGGCGCGCAGUGGAACAGUUAG